Paramecium sonneborni is the source of this 1012-nucleotide messenger RNA. NCBI's taxonomy places the organism in Eukaryota, Ciliophora, Oligohymenophorea, Peniculida, Parameciidae. The record is from the annotation of a GenBank genome assembly.
AUGACAGAAGUAUGUGUACCAGGAGCUACAGGUUUUUUUCAUACUUGUGGAUAAUUUAGUUAGUGUGAAUUUAAUAAUGCAACAUUAAUAUAUUCAUGUUAACAUGAUUCUCCAUUUACACCAAAAGCUGGCAUAAUUAUCUCAUAUAUAAUCACACCAAUAUUGAUUGGAGUUGGUAUUUUAGGAGGAAUGGGAGGUAUAAGUCCAUUAAUUUUUUUAGGUGGAGUAUUGAAAGGACCUCUUUUAGAAAUGAUUCUCAAUUAUUCUUAGGGUGAUGCAACUCACAUUUCAUAUUGUCUUAUGUUUGGAGGUACACUUCUCAAUACAGUACUAUUAAUGUUUGAAAAGUAUUCGAAUUAAUAAUUUUAGAAAUCCAGAUGAUUAAAGAAGACCAAUCAUAAAUUACAGAAUUGCAAUCAUCUUUAAUCUUGCUGUUCCAUUUGCAACCAAUCUUGGUUCAUCAUUAUCCUCAUUUCUACCAUAAUUAUACACUCUAAUUCUAUAAGAGUUAUUUUUAUUUGCAGUAGCUCCAAUUCUUUGGUAAAAAGGUAUUAUAUAGAAUAAUUCUGUAAAAUAGCUAAGAAUGCUAAAGAAGCAGAACUUAAAAUUAGUGAUGACUCAUAAAAAGAUAGAACAACUAAUUUAAAUGAUUCAAAUCUUAAUCCUAAAAUAGAGCUAUAAAAUGUGGAAGGAGAAUAAUAAAAUUAUGAAAUUUAAGAUAAUAAAAAAACAUCUAUAAUUUCUAAUUUAAAUAAUAAUGAAUCUUUAUAUUCGUAAUUUAAAUAAGAAUCAGAAAAUAUAAUACCACCUAUGCCUAUUCUCUUUAUUUUAGGCUCAUUUGGAUUAAAUUAAGUAAUCAACAUUUUAUAGACUUUAGAUUUUUAUAUAAAUGAGAUCUACUAAUCCAUAAAAACCUUCUUAUGUUGGAAUAGAAGAUUGCACUUGGAAAAAUGAUUUUAUGAUUUUCGUACUAAUAGUUGCAAAUGUUUUAUNUUCUAAAAUUUUUAAAUGA